UUAAAUUCUCUUUGAUUACAAUUUAUUUUAAAUUCUCUUUGGCUCUAUGGGUUUGUCACUUAUUGUAAAGCGCCGCUUUCUCAUUUUUUUACUGUAAAAUUUGCAAUAGUUUUUUCAUACUUCAGUAUUCUUGAAGAGUGAUAUUGUUUUUAGGAAAUCAUGUCGGGGAUAGCAAGUGCUCGUCUUGCGGAAGAGCGGAAAGCUUGGCGCAAGGACCAUCCCUUUGGUUUUGUUGCUAGACCAAUGAAGAAUCCUGAUGGUUCUCUAAAUUUAAUGACUUGGGAAUGUGCGAUUCCUGGUAAAAAAGGGACUCCAUGGGAAGGUGGUUUGUACAAAUUGAGAAUGAUCUUUAAAGAUGACUAUCCAACAAGUCCACCAAAGUGUAAAUUUGAGCCUCCUCUAUUUCACCCAAAUGUAUAUCCUUCAGGAACAGUAUGUCUCUCACUGCUUGAUGAAGAAAAGGACUGGCGUCCUGCUAUAACAAUUAAGCAAAUUCUGCUUGGUAUUCAAGAUCUGCUCAAUGAACCAAAUGUUAAAGAUCCGGCUCAGGCAGAGGCAUAUACAAUUUAUUGCCAAAACCGUUUAGAAUACGACAAGAGAGUGAGAGCACAGGCCCGUGCUAUGGCGGCCACUGAAUAAAUCAAUUUCAUCCAACUCAGGGAUCAUGAAAUUACUUUGUAGCUAAAAAUGAACCAUUAACAUCGUAUUAAUAGUGAUGAGUUAUUUGUUUUGACUACACUUUCAAAUUUGCUACAAAGCAUGGUACAACAAUAAGUAACUAUAUAUAGAUCCAAACAAUUUUAAUUUGUAUGUUUACUAGAAUCAUCAUCCACAUCAUGACACAUUAAAGGUUUUAUGUUAAAAAAAAAAACAAAGGAAACAGAUAUUAAAGUUGUGAUUUCCAAAAUUUUAGGGAUAAAAGAAUAAAGAAAUAAAUUUCAAA
Molecule: messenger RNA, 943 nt
Organism: Leptidea sinapis
Lineage: Eukaryota; Metazoa; Arthropoda; Insecta; Lepidoptera; Pieridae
Gene: lwr
Product: SUMO-conjugating enzyme UBC9-A
Exons: 5
Coding region: 160-639 (159 amino acids)
Biological process (GO): protein sumoylation
Cellular component (GO): nucleus
Molecular function (GO): SUMO conjugating enzyme activity
Source: RefSeq, a predicted model, not a curated record